AUGAAGACUGACAGUGGUAAUUCGAGUCAAGUUAAUUCCGGAAUCGAGCAACGUUUGAGAAGUCCAAAGUGUGCUAGAUGCAGGAACCACGGUGUGAUUUCCGGAUUGAAGGGUCACAAAAGAUCGUGUGCGUGGAAGGAUUGCCGUUGCCCUUGCUGUUUGCUGGUGGUCGAGAGACAACGGGUGAUGGCAGCUCAAGUUGCACUCAGAAGACAACAGCAGGCUCAAGGAAAUUUCUUCGGCGAAAACGUCUCGACUGUUUGUCAUACACCAAUUGAUACAGCUGGUUCGUCAUAUUUACUGAAGACAGAUCAAUCACCAAUUUGUCGAAGAGGAAAAAAUAUUCAGCGUCAUCAACUACACUUUACGCAAACCAGCAUUAGCGUGACCCAGGGAUUUUAUGGAUUGAAGACGAUUCACGUUACCACGGAUGGUCCAUUAUUGAAUGGUUUACCACAAAAACAAGACUAUAAACAAGAAUCUGAAGGUUCGAAAAAAAUACAGCCUUUCCCAAGUAUGUACUCCACAAUUCCGUGGUUCGAACAAGUUGCGGAACCUCGUAAAAUGAAGAAAAGUUUUAAUAAUUUUACUUCUACUGCAAAUAAUCAAAACGAUAUUUCUGCGGCUAAGAAUGGAUCUUGUUUGGAGAAGAAAUCUACAAUCUCUUUUAGUGUAGAAUCUAUCAUUGGAACAAAUAUUCAAGAAGGAUUUAUUAAACAACUUAUUACUUGUGUUAUAUUUCCUUUUCUCCAUUGCAAUGCUUCCUUAGCAACGACACUUCUAAGAGCUGGAUCGCUGUUAAUUGAGAAAAAAAAGAUAAAAGCUCAAGAAAAAAUAAUACUACCAGUUGAAGAAGAUGUCAAUAAAUUAUUGAAUUAUGUAUGUGGAUCAAACAUUUAUAAAGAAGGAGAAGAUGUAAAGUUAAAGCCAGAUUCUGAAUAUCCUGAAUGGCUAUGGAAUAUUAGAACUGAGCCAUUGAAAUUAUCAGAUUUAGAUCCAAAUACAAAACAAUAUUGGAGAUACAUUCGCAAACAAGCACUGAUCAAAAAUAAUAAAUUCAAGAAAACCCAACGAUUUUAA
Heterotrigona itama is the source of this 1080-nucleotide messenger RNA. NCBI's taxonomy places the organism in Eukaryota, Metazoa, Arthropoda, Insecta, Hymenoptera, Apidae. The record is from the annotation of a GenBank genome assembly.